Messenger RNA from Symbiodinium necroappetens, 729 nucleotides. The record is from the annotation of a GenBank genome assembly. Lineage: Eukaryota; Dinophyceae; Suessiales; Symbiodiniaceae.
AUGCCCGAAGACCGGCGGGCGCUGCGCGAGGCCUUAAAGCGCCAGCGCCAGCGUACCAUAUUGGUCGGCUUCGACUUCGACUGUACCUUGACAAUACGGCACUUCUACAAAGUGUUCGCUUGGUGCCUCCCCUUCAACACGGAUGCCCACCCUCACUACGAGGCUCUCCUGGAUUGGUGCGAGGAGCACGAGCUUGACCUCAGUGAGGUGCAAUUCACGACUGGGGCUGGUAGGGGUGUGGAGCCCGACGUCGUCCUGGCCUUGCUGGACAGGUCCGUCGGAGAAGACAAGCUGCACGAACUGUUGCGCGAGGUCUUCUUCGGCGGCGCAGAGCGCAUCAACGCCAUAGCAAGUUGGCUGCAGCAGUUGAGUCGUUCCGGUGCCGAGUUCGCCAUCGUCACAGCUGGGAUCUCCACAUCAGUUCUGCGAGUACUGAACGCCGUGCCGGAGUGGCAGCCGUUCUUCCCCAGCGACCGCAUCUGGGACGUGCAGCAAUCGCGACAUUCUGUCCAGUCAGUUAGCACCAGCAAAGUGCUGCUGCUCCGAGACAUUUGCCCGAAGGCGUCGGGCAUUCUACUGGUGGAUGACUCGUUGCAGAAAGACCCUCCUUUUGAAUGGGCAUGUAGCGGUGCCAAGGUGGCUGUGUUUGAUGGCCUCCCCUACGAGGGCCCCGGGCUGCAGGAGGAUCCGAUGCGUGCCAUUGAAGUUGAACUGGCGAAGUUCCCCUAA